Neltuma alba is the source of this 1073-nucleotide messenger RNA. Its product is annotated as putative cysteine-rich receptor-like protein kinase 9. The record is from RefSeq and is a predicted model, not a curated record. The coding region runs from base 21 to 860 and encodes 279 amino acids. NCBI's taxonomy places the organism in Eukaryota, Viridiplantae, Streptophyta, Magnoliopsida, Fabales, Fabaceae. The transcript has 2 exons.
AUCUUUAGCUCAUCAAAGACAUGAAACCAAUCUAUUUCUCUCUUCUCUGUGUUCUCUUCUAUCUUCUUCUCUUUCCCAGUGGCCUCUGCUUCGCCGACAUUAAUCGUCAAACAGGCACACUGUGCUCGGAAUCUGACAACUCACUGAACGAAGACGACGGUUUCCUUGUCAAUCUAAGAACCACCAUGGAUUCUCUCUCUGAUAAUGUAAUCAACCGCCACGGCUUCUACAAAACCCGCGUGGGAAGCAAGAAAUCCAACACAGUCUAUGGUUCUGUACUAUGUAGAGGCGACAUAUCUGCUGACAACUGUUCUAAUUGCGUCCUUAAUUCCAUCAAAGCAGCAUCCGAUGAUUGCCCAAAGAGCCGAGACGUGUCUGUCUGGUUCAGAUGGUGCUUCCUACGGUACGCGAACCAGAGCUUCUUUGGAACCAUGGAGGAAACAUCAGUGGCAGUGACAAACGAUACAGAUUUUGAUGAGGCUAAGGUUGUUUCAGAAGGGCUUGAAUUCAUGGGAGGGGUAGCUGAGUCAGCAUCGGAGAAAUCAAUAAUGUUUGAGACAGGAGUGUUGGAUGUGAAUAAUGUGACGAAGAGGUAUGGGAUGGCUCAGUGCACGAGAGACAUCAGAAAGGAAGAUUGCAGAAGGUGCCUGCAGGCUCAGUUGCAGAACUUCAGAACUGGGAUUGGCAACAAGAGAAGAUGGGAGAUUUAUGGAGUUAAUUGCUUCAUGUGGUACAAUGAUUAUCGCUUCUAUAAUAAUGCCUCGAUUCUUCUAAGUGGGGCUAAGAGACAGAGUCCUUGGAAAAGAUACACAAUUGGCAUAUGGGUGGGAGUGCUGGCAAUGCUUCAGAUGGUUAUGUAAUUCUGGAUAUGGAUAAAUAUUGAUUAUUUUGAAGAGAACUUUUUGGAAUAUGCAUGUGAUGAUGAUGAUGAUGAUGUCCAUUUACAAAUUUUGUAAUUCUUGUUCUUGCUCUUAAUUUUUUGGUUAAUUUUUGUCAACUUGGUGAUUCACAAUUUCUUAAUAUCUAUGACAUCUCAUGACCUCAUCAUUUGUAUUAUUUAAUUAUCUGAUUAA